Molecule: messenger RNA, 865 nt
Organism: Drosophila innubila
Lineage: Eukaryota; Metazoa; Arthropoda; Insecta; Diptera; Drosophilidae
Product: serine protease 1-like
Exons: 1
Coding region: 32-811 (259 amino acids)
Biological process (GO): proteolysis
Molecular function (GO): serine-type endopeptidase activity
Source: RefSeq, a predicted model, not a curated record
ACUUCAGUCCAUCGGCAGCUCAAGUUACAAGAUGUGGCUCGGAUUUCUGGUGUGGAGUGUUGUGCUCCUUAUGGAGGUUCAAGCUGCACCUUCGGUCAGUGCAGAGAAUGCCGAUCAUAUUAUAACCAAUGGAUAUCCGGCAACAUUGGGACAAGCGCCCUACAUUGUGGGCCUCUUGCUGCGGGCGGGAGCGGCGGGAAGUUGGUGUGGUGGUUCCAUAAUUCACAACAAAUGGGUGUUGACUGCGGCACACUGCACCGAUGAUAUUGACUCGGUGACCAUCUUUUAUGGCGCCACCAGACGUUCACAGCCAUUGUUCACUGUGAAUGUGACCGUUAAUAAUAUCAUCCAGCAUCCGGAAUGGCCGAAUAGCAUAGGCAACGAUAUUGCCCUGAUUCGCACACCUCAUGUGGGCUUCUGGUCCCUGGUUAAUAAGGUGACACUGCCACGCCUCAAGGAACGCAACAAGACCUUCGAGAAGUCAUUGGCCACCACUUGUGGCUGGGGCAGCACCUCCGAUGGCAGCGCCCUGCCCGACUGGCUGCAGUGCGUCGAUCUGAGAGUCAUCAGCAACCAGAUGUGCUCCCUCAGCUAUGGUGCCUUGCCAGAGAGUGUAUUGUGUGUGGAUACACCCCAGGGCAGAUCGAUAUGUGAUGGUGACUCUGGUGGUCCUCUGAUCGCCCAUAAGAAACUCAUUGGCAUUACGUCCUUCAGCGAUGCGAGUAGUUGUCUUUCUGUCGCUCCAGCCGGUUUCACUCGGGUCACUGCCCACUUGGACUGGAUCAAAAAGGUCUCCGGCGUUUCAUACUAGUGCUCUACAUCGAUAUGUACUUCUUCAAAUAUACUACCAUAAAAGUAUACGAAA